AUGUCGCUGGGGAUGAAUUGCUUUGGAUUCUUAAAGGAGAUCCUAGCGGGAGAUCCACCGCACUCUGCCUGGGGCUUAUGGGAAGACAACCACCUUGGAUCGCUGAACUAUCUCAGCGACGAAAAGCUAUUGGAGACUGCAAAGAACGAAAUCAAAACCGGAGAAAGGAUCUCUCUCAAUCUUCCAUUAGACCUAAUCGAUCCACCAUUUCUUGGGAGGGCGCCAUUUGAGCGGAAGAUAAUCAACAAAGCACCGAGGGUGAUCAAUGAUGAUAUCAUCACUUUCAACACGCAAUUGAGCUCUCAGUGGGACAGUUUCCGCCACUUCGCUUAUCAAAAGGAAGCCAAAUUUUACAACGGUGUGACGCAGAAUGACAUUCAUGACACGACCGAUAGCACGGCUGGCGCCUGUUCGAACUGGAACGCCCGCGGCGUUGUUGGUCGUGGGAUAUUAAUCGACUACUAUUCAUGGGCUCGCGAGAAUGGGAUUGAGUUCGAUCCGAUCACAAACUCUGCCAUCCAUCUAGAUCAGAUCAAGAAAAUCAUCUCUGAGAAGAACGUCACCUUGCAGCGAGGAGAUAUUCUUUUCUUGCGGACUGUCUUAGCUUACCUUCUUUUGAUUCCAGGGUUUGUUGAUGGAUAUGGGCAGCUGAACAGCUCCGGAAGAGAAUCAUUGGCCAAGCUUGGUCGCUUUCCUGGAAUUUGCCAAUCUCGCGAAACAGCUGAAUGGCUCUGGAACCACCAGUUUGCCGCAGUUGCUGCGGAUUCACCGGCAUUUGAAUGCAUUCCGCCUGUGGAUCACGACUGGAUGCUGCAUCCGAUUCUUCUCUCCGGAUGGGGCACCCCGAUCGGUGAACUGUUCGAUCUGGAUGCGCUCUCAGAGAUAUGUAAGAGACUGGGAAGAUGGUCCUUCUUCCUGACCUCGUCACCGCUCAACUAUACGGGUGCCGUUGCAACGCCGCCCAAUGCUAUCGCAAUUUUCUAG
Penicillium maclennaniae is the source of this 984-nucleotide messenger RNA. RefSeq lists its product as uncharacterized. Bases 1 to 984 code for a protein of 327 amino acids. The record is from RefSeq and is a predicted model, not a curated record. Gene Ontology annotation, molecular function: arylformamidase activity. The transcript has 7 exons. Lineage: Eukaryota; Fungi; Ascomycota; Eurotiomycetes; Eurotiales; Aspergillaceae.